Messenger RNA from Physella acuta, 9155 nucleotides. RefSeq lists its product as uncharacterized. The record is from RefSeq and is a predicted model, not a curated record. Gene Ontology annotation, molecular function: molecular adaptor activity. Lineage: Eukaryota; Metazoa; Mollusca; Gastropoda; Physidae. Gene Ontology annotation, cellular component: postsynaptic specialization; glutamatergic synapse. Gene Ontology annotation, biological process: signaling.
CUUGAGUCGCGUCCCAUCGGGAAGUCUCGUUCAAAUAUUUUCUGCACUUUGUGGACUAUCGCAAAUUUUUUUGGAUUCCCCCCACAUCACACGCUAUCGAUUGAACAUUUAAGUGAAACUUGUACCAACUUGAUUUGUAGUAACUAGUGACUUUGUAAAUUAAUCUUACUUUUACCUCUUUCAAGUGGGUCACCUGUGUUCUGGAUUACUCCACCGUGAAGGAUACCAUCUAAACCAAGUGAUCUAACCCUGACAAAAAUAACUAACUACCUGGAUCAGUUGUGUUCUGGAUUACUUUAGUGUGCAGGAUACAAUCUAAUCCAAGUGAUCUAACCAGGACAAGCUUUGUACAUAGUAGCUGGACGACCUUGACCUAGAAUGGACACAGAAGGACCCGUGUCAGUGCUGGACAGGCGCACCAAGGCCUCCAGUCGGGACAAGGUCAUCGCAGACCGCAUCACGCGCCAGCGGAGCCCCGGCCCCAGCUUCCGGCACCAGCGCGGCCGGCGGGUCCCGUCCCUCGACGGCAGCUUCAGCGAGGACGAGCAGCAUGACGUCAUCUACCGGAUCUCCCAGCCGUACCGCACCAGCUUCUCGGCCAAGCACUCGGUCACGUGGGGCAAGGCUGACCGCAGCCGCUCCCUCAGCCCCACCUCCAGCCUCAGGAGCGACGCCAGCUACGCCAGCGCGCCCCCCAUCUACUACUCCGGGGGAGACAAGAAGCGCCCCAGGGGUCGCUCCAAGAGCCCCAAGCGGGUGACGUACAACAACCGCGUGACGGUCCGGCACUCCGACACCGAGGACAGCAUGUUCACGGAGCUCUCCAGUCACGAGGACACGCCCCUGCGCCCCAUCGUCUCCCCCUUCAGCCGCGCCCUCAUCUCCCCCAGGUACAACGAAUUCAGCCAACUCUCCCCCGUCUCCCUCAACCAGUCCCGGGCCUCCCCGCCCGACCAGAGACCCAAGGUCCGAGACGUGACCAACGUCAGGUACCGGCCCGGGGAGACGGGCGAGCUGAGCACCGACUCGGGGCUGGACUACUCCACGGAGCUCAAAGACUUGUCCGACCAGAUCACCAGGAUGCAGUGGAGCCCCAGGCAGAACCGUGCCACCCACACCCGGCCCCCACAGAUACCCUACAUCAUCCACCAGCCCAACCUGUCGACACGUCCACCCCACGGGCCGCCCAAGUCAGGUAAAAUCUCACCCCCGGGGAUCCUCAAAGAUUCCCAGAAUUCCAGGUCGAGUUUGAGGGAAAACCCGUUUCCUGUUAUGGCCAAUGGAAGCAUCAAUGGAGGUGUGUAUCCCGUCAACCAGCCGCAUGGAACAAGUCCAACAUCAGCAUCCAAUGGUAGUUUGUCUAGAAUCAACAAGGGCAAGGAGAACGACCCUCGUGUCUCCCCAGAGAAGUCAGCCGUGACAGAUUUUAUCGCCAGGGACUACGAACACGAGCGGCCAUUCAACUACUCGGCUGCCCUAAAGGGUGACUACGGGGAGGACAUCAGCAAACUGGCCCAGGAGGUUUUACUGGACGUCCAGCAAACUGACCUGGCCAAUGAGAAGGGCUCUACAGAAAAUGGAGGAUUGAAUCUCUUAAACACAAGUGAUCCACAGUUGGCCAACAACGACCCAAUCAUCGUCAACAACAUUGGUCAGCAUGAUGUGCCGAGCUCAUCACCAGCAGACACAUCACAGGGUGAAACUAGCCCAGGAGUUAAGAAGCUUAAAAGAGGGCGUGGCAGUCCAGUAGAGAGUGGACGCUUGACCCCAUCCAAACGCUCCUACAGUCUGAGCAUCACCAACUUCCUGAAGCGCGUCUCACCCAACUUUGGCCGCAAGCGCUCCAAAGAGAGGGCCACCAAGACCAGGUCGGCUGAAGGCUCGGCCCAGAGCCUGAACAACACAACGUCAGACACGGACAGGGACAGCCCCACCAACACACUAUCCGACAAACCUAAAAAAUCUGGCAAGUUCUCACGGAGUCAAGUCAGGCAGUCGUUCAUGAAGCUUGUCGGCAGAUCAGGCUCCAAAUUUAAAAAGAAAAAAAACCAGCCUGAGGGUGAACCGAUCCCCACCCCCAGUCACUACACCAUUGAGCUCCAGGACCCCGAGCGGACCACAUCAUCGGAUGAAGUGGAUGAGAUCACCUCCAACGGAUUUGUUCUAAACGCUUCUGAAAACGGCAACGGCAAAUGCCACUUUGACCCCUCGACCCACCGCAUGAUGAAAUCCAUUGAACAAAACUCAACUGCUGACCAGGACAUCUACCGGCGCUUCAAGGACCGUCACACAUCCAAAGACAGCCCCACGUCAGGGGGAGACGACCACACACCCCUGGCCAAACCAGAGCCACUAAGACCAGACACGACAAACUCAUCCCACGAAACAUCACUUAACGAGUCCUUAGACGGUCCAAUGGAAUUCUUCACAGAGUCAGACAUCAGCGCCAUACUCCGACCUGAUUUAGACUCUUCCUACCUGAGAUCUGUUUACUUUAACACGCCUGAAAAAGUGGCCACGCCCCCACGGGCUGAGCCCCCUAGCACUCUGGACGUUAUACCUGUGCGGAGUAAGAAGCUGCUGCAGACAUCAAUGAUGAGCAGUAUCUCAGGGGAUGAGAGCAUAGGGGACUGUUCUCUGGACGCCAACCUCACAGCCAGUGAACCCUCCCUGUUGAGUGGGGUCAGCCAGUCCGCAGGCUCUAAACAAGUGGUCAUCCCAUCCUCCCUGGUCAACUCAGCUGAGGGCAAGCUUCCAGCCGAGUCCGAGGGCAUCAAGCUUAGAAGAUCUGCCCACAGAGAGGGGCAGUGCAAUAAAGAGAAUAAUGUGCCCUUGAAUUCUUCAAACUCCAGCUCUGACCCCCCCUCACCUGUUGACCCCAACCACAAGCCAUCUUACCUGAAGCUCAGCUGUGCGGUCAGUGGUUAUGGCAAAUACUGCAGGUACAGCACCUACAAGGAUGUAAAUAAAAGGUCGCCCUACUCCAGUCAAAGCUCGUUAAGAUCUGACGCUAGUUCAUCAGACCCCAACAUGCCAGUGGAACAAAAAUCAGAGAGCACCCCGGAGCAAACACCCAGGUCAGGGGUCAAUGGCCACACCCCCAAGUUUCCUGUGGGUGAUGCUGCCAAAGACGGAGAGUAUUUCCUCCAGCACACAAAGUUUGAAGAGGAGAGGAUACAAGGUCUGUGUACCAGGGCAGAGGCACACCUGAGGUCACAUGACCUGCCAGAGGAAGCCUGUGGUAGGAUACGUGCAGCAACUGGUAAAGCCAAUCUGUUGAUCAGCCAAAAGUUUGUCCAGUUCAGAGAUCUGUGUCAGAAUCACAUGAACCCUGACCCAGAAGAGAGAGAGACCAAAUGGGAAGACCUACAAGGAUUCUGGGAUAUGGUGAAGAUCCAGGUGGAUCAUGUGGAUGACAUGUUUGCAGAGAUAGAGCUGAUGAAAGAUAACGGAUGGCAGGAGAUCCCUAGACUGGCCUCAAGACGCAGCUCAGCCAGUUCCAGCCCCAAGUCUGGCAGCUUAUCCCAGGCCAGCACACCUUCAGCUACACCUGCACAUACUCCAGGUUCCAGACGUAAAAACCUCAAGCCCACCAGUGGGAAGGACACGCCCGACUCCUCCCCUGAGAGAACUCAGAAAGCUCGGCAAGCAGCUAAAGCAAGAGAUGAGGCCCGGAAAAAGUUGUUGGCCGAGCGCAGGGCGGCCAUGAAACAAGCCACGGCCACGCCCGUCAACAACGGAGAAACAGAGGUGGAGAUCUACCUGCCUGAGCCAGGCAAGAAGUGAUGACCUGCCGCAUGACAGGGCAGUUGGCCUGCGACCUCAGGCAGUCAGCCUGCGACCUCAGGCAGUCAGCCUGCGACCUCAGGCAGUCAGCCUGCGACCUUGAGCAGUUAGCUUACAACUGCAGAUGAGAAGAACUCAGCUUCCCAACACAAUUGUUGACCAGAACUUGUUGCUGGGACAAAUCCCACUUGGGAAGGCGUCUUAUUGCCAACAGUUGUUCCCAAAUACAUCAUUUCAUUGUUUACCAUUCACCUUACCUUCAUCCUCAUCAUCAAGUUUGUUACCACUUACAGCAGUGAAUGGAACAACACCCAUUUGAUUUAGUAGACCAUUUAUGUCUCUAUUUUCUGGGAUCCUAAAUCUAGAUCAUACAAGCCAUGCAUCAGGAAUACUAAACAUUGUUAGGUCAUAAUGGAGAAAAGUAGAAGCCCUUCCUUCUUCAGUGUGUGGAGGUCUAGUGAUAGAGGGAUGCCACUCUCGUGGAUUUUGUUUUAAAUUAUUUUUUCUACAAGUGGAUUAGCAAUGAGACUUUAAUGCCCUAUCUUUUUUUUUUAUGAUUGUUAUGUUCGUAUAUUUCCCCCCAUAGUUAAACAGAUAUGAAGUUUAGUAACUGAUCCUCUUAAACCCCGAAGUUGUACGGCUGAAUCUCCAGUACAAAUAAGUUAGUCAGCAGCAACUUUUAUCAAGCAGCUACAGCACCAGGCUAUGGUGGCAUUUGUGCAAUGUCACAAAUCAUCGAAUGACAACAUGUCAUCACUUAUGACAUCAGCUAACACAUCAUCUGAUCUAAUGACACAUCAGCUAACACAUCAUCUAAUGUAUUCAUGUAACACAUCAUCAAAUACAUCAUCUAACACAUCAUCUAAUGUAUUCAUGUAAUACAUCAUCUAACACAUCAUCUAAAAUAUUCAUGUAACACAUCAUCUAAUACAUCAGCUAAAACAUCAUCUAAUUAUAAUCAUCCAUCCAAUCAUCCAAUGACAUCAACUUCUUGUAACCUGAUCUGCUCUUAUCAACCUGAUGUAGUUGAUGUAGUGGCUGUCGCAUCAUGCAAAAAAUAUUUCUUGUCAUUUUUUUCUCUUGCUGUUGGAUGGUGAUCUAUAAAUCAGUCACUUGAAUGAAAUGGCACUUCACUCUAUCUGAGAUUUACUUUGCCUUAUUUCAACACAAUUAUUUGAUAAAAGUGCUUUCAAAUUCCUCUCUGGUUUAAGUGUUUGUGGUGAUAACAUAUGAGACUGUAGAACUAUGUGUGCUUGUAUCAGUGGGACUAUUAUAGGACUACGUGUAUGUUGCCUAAUGAUAGUGUCAGUCUGUAGUGUGCUCGUAUCUGUAGGAAUAUAAAACUAUGUGUAUGUUUCUUAAUGAUAGUGUCAGUAAUGUCACUGACAUUCAUCUGUUGGAUUACAUUUUAUUAUCUGUAACACAAAUAUGCAAGUUUUUAUUUCUAGAAUUUAGCAUUUUUUUUAGUUAUAUAUUUUUAGUUACGUAUUGAAUCAUGGCUGAAAUUUUUAUGGCUAUUUACAUGCUCCAAUAUAUUGGCUAUUUUUAAACUGUUACAUUUUUAAAACUUUAUUUUUAUGAUGAGGCCAUCAUAUUUUAAACUGUUACAUUUUUAAAACUUUAUUUUUAUGAUGAAGCCAUCAUAUUUUAAACUAAAACACUGAGCAUUGGGUUUGGUACUGGGCAAGGCUAUUUUUAAAUGUUUGUGAUGAUAUGAUAGUCAUAAUGUGGGGAGAUAACUUUACACAGCUGCUUUUUUUUUUUUCAAGUUUUUUAUUUCUGUGUUUGGAGAGAAAUUUAUUCAUGGUAAAACAUCUACACAUUUUUAUCAGCUCUGUAUAAUUAAGACAUUUUGUUUGAAUAUUUACAAUCAGUUUAAUUUUACUCUGAGCUAAUGAACAUUUGUCAUUAAUUAAAUAUGUAAUUAACUACUUUCUUACCACCUGUUGAGUUAGUUUCCCUUUGUCUUUAGAAAAUUGAUGUUCACUAUGAGAACAUUUUAGAGAUUGCUUUUUCCAUUUAUUUUUUAAACCUAGUCAUGUCUGAUUCUAUAGUUCUUGUCUACACAAACUAUACCUCCAUCAAUUUUAGCUUGCAGGAUAAAAACAUUUAUUUUCUCUUCCUAAGUUUUUGAUAUAAACUACAUUUUAAACAUAUAGAGAUAUCCUAACCUUCUUGGCUAAAAUAAAUUUGUUUCUUGGAGACAGUGCAAUUCAUCCUUACAUUAUCUUGCCAUUACAGGAAUGCAUGAAAGGUUUUUGGUUGUCAUACUUGCAUGAGAAGUGUAUGAUUUCAAAGUUUUUUUUAAUGUAUGACAAGUUAUUUAUAUGAUAUCUGGGAAACAAUCUAGAAAAUAUGUCGACUGUACUUUUAUGACUUUGUUUUAAUGUGAAUAAUAUGUACAAUUUGUAUAAAGUUUUUUUGCCAUUUAAAGCAUUUUUACAUUAUAUACUACUUUCAUAGGGGACAUUAUUUAGUAAUAUUACUAUGUAGAUUGUUAUAAGGUUUCUGAUUGAAUUGUACCCAAUUUUCUGUUUCUCCCAUAUGCAACGGUCAAUGAUUUUCUCAUAAGGAUGUAGAUGUCUUUGUGAAUUCGUCUAACUUACUAAACAAUUUAGGUCUUUGAAGCAAAUGAAAAAUUCUCCAUUUUUUCAAGAGUUCAGCACUAUUCAACAUUUUUUUCACAACUUGAUUCAAAUGCAACUGACUGGCCAGAACAAUUUUUUACAAUUUUCUUUAAAAUAAAAAUCUACCAUACUGGCCAGAACAAUUUUUCACAAUUUUCUUUAAAAUAAAAAAAUACUAAAAUACUGGCCAGAACAAUUUUUCACAAUUUUCUUUAAAAUAAAAAAAAAAUCUACCAUACUGACCAGAACAAUUUUUCACAACUUAAGCCUUAUUCAAAUUGAUAAGACUGCCCACAACAAAAAAAAAACUCAUCAUAAAUGUAUAAAAAUACCAGGAUAUUGUUUGAAACAAUAUAUUGUAGAUUUUUAUUCAGACCAUAGUUUUGUUUUAUUGCAGCAUUAAACACAACAUCAACACUUGAGCAGUACCAUGUAUUACAGCAGACAAGUAGAUCUAACACUGUUAUUUAAUGAGCCCUUAGUUUUUGAUUUGUUUCAGGUUUAAAUCAUUAUUUUAUUUAAAGAAUGUUUCAGAUGAAGAUGAGAACAAUUUUUUGUCAGUUAAAAAAAAAACUGAAAAUAAUUUUUCCUCGCACUCAUCUGAAGAAGUGUGCUAAAGCCUCCCUAGCAUCAGGCUUAAAACUUUGUCACAUUGGUUAUCUUUCUUGUUGGUUGUAUCCCUUGACCCACACAAUUUUUUCACAUCUCAGUUUUCACAUUUGCUCAAAAUCUGUGUUAUAAGCUACCUUUUCUAUAGGCCUAUUUAAAAAAAAAAAAUAACCCUCUCUAAAACCUAACCAGAAUUGGACUCCUGUAAGAUUUUGAAGAUUAUUUUGUUUUGAGAAUGAACUGAAUUUGUUUGGGUCAAAGUUUUUAAACAACUGGAAUGUUUAAAGUUGUGCUUACAGUUUUGUUAAAGACUUUUAAGCUUGGAUUGGUGGAACACAGGGGAGUUAAUUUGUUUUUUUUAAAAUUGUUUUAACUAUGUUGGUGAAAAUAGUUUUUAAAGUUUAGUUUCUCUUAAUUUUUAACUAUUUGUAUACAAUCUAUGGAGGGAAAAAAAGUUUUUAAAAAUCAAAUUUUUUAAAUAAUUUCAGACCUAUUGGACAUGCAUUCCUUUACUUAAAAUUCGCAAAUGUUUAAACAGACAAACUAAUUAGUUAUUGAACUAACGAUGAAUAGUUUCUGUCAGCUCUGACCUUUAUUACUUUAAUUUAUUGUAACUUUUAGUUCUAGGUCCGAAGUUGAAAUUUUCCUUUUCUUUCGUUGGUGUUUUACAUCACUACGUUUUCAAGAGCAUUUUUUCUAAUCCAUUUCGCCACAGAAAAAAUGUCCCCUUGAACAGAACUGAUCUAUGUAUCUGAAAGCUGAAUAAAUAAUGGCACAAACCGCUAUCAGCAACUGUACGCCUAUAGGCCCAGUCUCAUAUCAGAGAUAACUCCAAGGAAAAUUUCAACCUGUGGAUUCUUUCCCUUUUGUUUAUACUUCGCUCUUAGUUUCCUCGACUAGACAGAAGACACUGGCUCAACUUCUCUGCCUUGUUCAUGUUGUCUUUAAUAUUGCCUGUUUCUUUAGACUCUAGCACUUCUUCAUUCAAUCAUUUGCUACAGCAGCUCUUGUUAGUAUAACAUCAUUAUGUCUGACCAGACUGUUUUAAAGUAAAAUUGGUGUAGUGUAGCCAGAUGUAUGUGUAGUGAGGUAGCAUCACAUCUAUACGUGUUUCUACUCAAUGCUGUACAUAACUUGAUGUAUAUAAACUUGGGUCUCUCUCAGCAUAUAUUACACAAAUGUUCUGUAAUAGUUAAGUUGGCCAACAAAGAGGUUGACCAACUUGAUUCUUGGCCAAUUUGCCAACAAUCAAGAUGGCCAAAUCUUAUUCUUGGCCCCAACAGAGGUUGGCUGGCCAACAAACAGGUUAACUGGCCAACCUGAUUCUUGUCAGGCCAACAAAUAGGUUGGUCAAUUUGAUUCUUGGCCAACAAAUAGGUUGGUCAAUUUGAUUUUUGUCUAAGAAAUGUCAAAACCUUUUUGGUAUUUUGAUUGGUCAACUUUAAUUAGUGUUAUAGAAAUUAAAUGAACAUGAUGAAAUUGAUCAACAGGAAAGUUCCACACUGCCCUCAACAUGGCAUUAGAUUACACUGACUUAAAACAUAGACUUUGAAUUUAUUUGAGAAAUAUUUUUUUUAUCCUUAGAGACUUUUUAAAUCAGUGAAACUGUUAGUGGCCUUACAGAAGAUACAAUCAAUUUUUGUGUCGUCUGCACAAUCUAAUCAAAAGUGUAAAUAUUGCUGGAGAUAUAGGGACAUACAAACUGUAAAAUUGUGUAAAUUAUUGACACAUUAGGGACGUACAAACUAAAAUUGUGUAAACUAUUGAUACAUUGUUUGAGUUCUACUGUAAUCAAUAUUCUGGUUGUUUAAUUACAAAAAAUUAUAUCUUCAAUCUAAAAACAAAGUUACUUGUUUUUUUUUUAAUAAAUUUAUGCGACUGUUCUAAUGAAACCAAUGUCUUUUUACAUGCUACAGAAAGCAAUUGAUCCAUUUUUCUACUGCUAAUUUGAUGACCGGAACACUGUAUAACUCCUGCAGUUAUGUACCUUGUGUGUGAUUACCUCCCAUGUUGUAGCUUUCUAGUAUUGUAUGGAGCUCAUGUAACCCUAUGUAAAUGAGAUGUUUUGUUGUCCCUGUAUCUGUUACUGCUCUGCUCUCGUGAUUAAAACAAUGAUAUUGGUACAGGUAUUCA